Trichoderma reesei QM6a is the source of this 1066-nucleotide messenger RNA. RefSeq lists its product as uncharacterized. NCBI's taxonomy places the organism in Eukaryota, Fungi, Ascomycota, Sordariomycetes, Hypocreales, Hypocreaceae. The record is from RefSeq and is a predicted model, not a curated record. Bases 110 to 1066 code for a protein of 318 amino acids. The transcript has 2 exons.
ACGAGUUCCGACACAGACUGAGCGUCUACAUUUGCAGCUUCAGCAACGUCUCGCCGCUUCUCGCGACUGCGCAGUACACAACUCCACGUCCACAGCUCGAUCCGUCAAGAUGCUGUCGUCCGCAGGUCUCGCGGCCGCCCGUCGCGUGCUCGCCAGCCCCGGCGCAGCAGCUCCAUGGCAUCAAUUCUCCGGCCAGGCCACGCGCGCCCUCGUCCUGCGCCUCGCCGCGCCCUCGGUGCGCACCAUCAGCUUGUCGGCGUCUAUGCGCUCGCCAGCGGCAAAGGCCACCGCUGCCAAGAAGACGACGACAAAGGCAAAGAGCGCCAGCACCACCAAGAAGUCGACGACGAAGAAGGCGGCCAAGCCCAAGGCCAAGAAGCCCGCCAAGAAGGCCGUCAAGAAGAAGGCCGCGACCAAGAAGCCCAAGGCGGCCAAGAAGAAGGUGUUGACGGAUGAGCAGAAGGAGAGGCUGGAGAUUCGGAAGCUGAAGCAGAUGGCGCUGCUCAAGGGACCGACGUUCCUCCCCGAGACGGCGUGGAGCGUCUACAUGGUGGACAACAUGCGCGGCGGUACGGGCGGCGACGCUCUGGGGGACAAGGUCAAGGCGCUUUCUACGAGCUUCAAGAACUUGCCCGCGGCUGAGAAGGAGCGCUUGACGGCAAUCGGCAACUCCAACAAGAUUGCCAACCAGGAGGCCAAGAAGAAAUGGAUCGAAUCUUUCCCCCCUGAGGCGAUUUACACGGCCAACCUGGCCCGCCGUCGCCUCGCUCGCAAGACUGACAAGAGCAAGCUCUACUUGCUCCACGACGAGCGACUCCCCCACCGCGGCGGAUCCGGCUUCACCCUUUACAUCAAGGAGCAAUUUAGCCAAUCAGGCGCCGACUCGGCCAAGGACGCCAUGCGCGCGAUAAGCGAGCGCUGGAAGUCGUUGAGCGAUGACGAAAAGGCUCCUUACGUGAAGGUAGCUACCGAGCAGAACAAGGUGAAUGGGGACAAGGUCAAGGACCUGCGGAAGAAGGGCGAGUUGUACUGGAAGGAGAAGCUCGCCUCUCCGUCACCUGCGUAA